Messenger RNA from Seriola dumerili (greater amberjack), 4019 nucleotides. RefSeq names its product family with sequence similarity 222 member B (gene fam222ba). Bases 191 to 1972 code for a protein of 593 amino acids. Lineage: Eukaryota; Metazoa; Chordata; Actinopteri; Carangiformes; Carangidae. The record is from RefSeq and is a predicted model, not a curated record. The transcript is spliced from 4 exons.
GCCGAGCCCACAGUCUGAGAGCCAUGGAGCCGCGGUGACGCUCACCGGUGUGUUACAGCUGAUAUAUCAGUAAUUAUCGAUUAAGAGCAAACCCUCCCUCAAGACUGCUGGGGCCCCGGUUGUGGAACUACCUGUCUGCAGCAGUGUGAGGAGAAGUGUGUGUCCCAUGUUGCAUUAGUGUCUGUGUGAAAUGCUGGCCUGUCUGCCGGGGCCAGGUGACCUCCCCCUCCAGCUUCUCCCCCACACGCAGAUGAACACUGGACUUCAGAAAUGGGACACCACACAAAGGAUGAGAUCCGCUCCAUUUCCAACCCCUGCAGAAUUGGAUGCAUAUGCUAAGAAGGUUGCCAACAACCCCCUCACCAUCAAGAUCUUCCCCAACAGCGUCAAGGUCCCCCAGAGAAACCACGUGCGCCGUACGGUCAACGGGCUGGAUACGUCAGGCCAGCGCUACAGCCCGUACCCGUCGUCUCAGGCCAGUGCCAAGACCGGCCUCCUUGCUAUCGUCAAGGUGCCCACAGUCAAAGGCAUCCUAAAGGAUUUCGACGGCAGUCGGGCUCGCUUGCACCCUGAAGUCAUCAUGAACCCCCCCACGGGACCGUACCAAGUGGCUUCGACCAGCACUUUAAACCACCACCCGACUCUGCCGAACCUUCCCCGGUCGCAGCAAAGCUUACCCCUCCAACCGCAGGACCCACCUCAGACUCUACAGAUGCCCCUCCCUCAGCACCAGGGUCACACCCAGAGCCUCAGACACCCUCCCCCCAUGGCCCAGCACCCUCAGGGCCCACCCAGACUUCAGACUCUGUCUCAGCACCCAGCCCUUGGCCAACCGCAGGGGCCCCCUACUGUCAUGCUUCAGCAGCAGCACCUUCAGCAGCAGCCGCCGCCCGGCCUGCAGGGGGGCAGAAAGCUGCCAGAUGGCGAUGCACCACCUAAUGUUACCGUUUCUACCUCAACCAUUCCACUCUCAAUGGCCGCUGGGCUGCACCAGGGCCACCAGGCCGACUUGAGCACCAUCGUGCAUCAGAUCAACCAGUUCUGCCAAGCUCGAGCCCAAGGCGCAGGAGCCACCUCCAUGUGCGAGGGCCAGAUCGCCAACCCCAGCCCCAUCAGUCGCAAUCUGCUUAUCAGCGCCUGCUCCAGGGUCUCCAUGCACAGCAACCCUGCCACCCCUGGCUUCCCCCCACCCAACUGCAUUAUUGGCGCUCAAGAGAAAGCCACGGCCCCGGUGGGAGCCCACCCUCCGCCCAGCGUGGCUGCUAUGAACCACUUGCCUUCCAGCCACACUGAUCUCAAGCAGCAACACCACCUGCAGCAGCAUCUGAAUCAGCAGCAGCAGCAGAUACAACACAACACGCAGCAGCAGAAGAUGCGCUCUUGGAAUCAGCACCAGUUGGCCCACGUACCCCACAUUCAGAACGGUGGGACCCACCUCUGCAAGCAGCCUUCCAGGGACCCCACCUUCCAUUUUAAGGGCAUGGGCUACCCUGCAGAGGUGUGUGUGGGUCAGCCUUACACACUGAAACCUCCCAUAGAGAGGCCCACCCCCUCUCCCCCCGUCAACAACAACGGCAUGCCCGGUCCCAUGGCCCACUACACUAAUGGUCACUACUUCCAGUCCCACAUUUGGAACAGCAGCAUCCUCCCCACACCCAACAGUGACAGCUCCGGGUCUCAGGACGUAGCCAUGCCAUUCCACGGUGCGGGCCCAGGGGGCUGCACCACGCUAGACUGUGGGCCCCCUGGGGCUCCCCAUUACAGGCUAGGAGCGAGCUCCUCCUCCACCCCCUCCACCCAGACGACUCUGAUGCAAACGGCAGAUUACUUGGGUGGGGACUUCCAGACGCCCUACUUCCGCGAUCAGAAUCUAGGGUUGAUGGGCAAGAUGCAAAGGCCGACUCUGAGCAGGGUCGGGCCAGAGGUUGGGGAUGGCAGAACCGCUCUCAUCCAGCACCCAGGGUACAGAUAAGCUAUGGCCUUGUCUCCACAACAGUUAUCAAACCCCUUUGUUUAGUCUUAAGAAAGGAAACACGUGAAUAAAACUAAAUUGAUAACUUAAACAAAUGACCGCUAAUGUUAAAGAGGGUAAAUUAAUAUAUUUAAUGAAGAACAGUAUUUUUUGUUCUUUUUUUUCAAUAAAUCUUGCAAGUGAUCAAUUGCUACUUUUUAUUUUUUUUGUUAAUGAUGAGUGCUUCACCUGGCACUUUAGGGAACUUUUUUCAUGUGCGUGUGUGAACAUGUCUGUACUGUGUGUGUCAUUCCCUCUAUCACACUCGUCUAACUGUGUGCCUGGGUCUUAACUGAUCCUGCGUUAUUUCAACUUCAGUCCUAUCAGUGAAGUUUUCUUAUGCAUGUAAGAAAGAAGAAAAGCAGAUGGAUCCCUGCUCAAACAUUUACAGACGGGUGUUUUUUUUUUUUUGUUUUGUCAGGAAUUUUUUGGUUUUGUUUUAUCAGACAAGUGACUAAUUUUCAUUUUUGGUGUUGAUGCUCAGAUCUCAUAUUAACUCCAAGAUCAAACACAAUCAUUAGAGGACUUAACAGAGAGUAAUGAUCUUGUUACAAUGCAAAGCUAUCAGACACUGGAGACUACAAACCACAGCUUGCAGUAUGCACAUGUACACCGAGGUUUCAUUCUUUUUAAAUGUAAUUAUUUAUUAUUCAAGGUAGAUUCCUCUCUGUCAGUUAAGGAAGCAUGUAAUCAAGUUGUUUGUACAUAGUAAAGAUCCAGCAGGGAGCAAAUAUGUUUAAAAAAGAAAAAGAAAAAAAAAAGGUGAUGCUCUGAUCUGCUUUCAAUGCUGCAACGAAUUCAGGUGUUUAAAAAAAGACUUUUGUCAGUGCCAGGAAGGAUUGGCAACAAGACGGCGAAAGGUUAAGUGCAGAAGAAGCUUAACUCUCAAACCUUAAAAUGGCCAAAGUCAGGUUAUCAAGGACACGCGGUUAUGAAGAUGUGCCAUUUUGUUUUUGUUUCCUUUUUCAGAUCAUUUCUGUAACCAUGACAAAUGUAUUACUUGAAUGUUGAGAUUCUUUGUUUUGAAGGAGACGGCUUAGUGACGAGGACAAAACUCUGGAGUAGAAGAAAUAAUAGUGUUACUAAUGUCAUGUAGAGUCUAACCAGAGUUUUGAUCCCGACAGCAGGAACUUAAGUGAAUUAAGUUUUGUGUAGUUGCUACUGAUUCUGAUGUGAAGUCCGGCUGAAAAGACCAAAUUGAUCACUUGCAAGAUCAGAGGUAAACAAAACUGACUUUUGAGUUUAAAGUGAAACAGCAAAUGCAUUGUUUAUUUUAUUGUACACUGGCUUACCUACUAGACUACUGUAACUUUAAAAAAUUUAAUGAUUGUGUGUGUGAAUGUUGCCUGCUGAUGUGGGUAGAGUUCAGGGUGAGUGUGAGUGUGCGUGUGUGUGCGUGCGUGUGUGUGUGUAAGAGAGGGAGAGAGAGUGUGUGUGUGUGUGUGUGUGUGUGUGUAUAAACACAAUGACGCCCAUGUUUUGUUCACCUAACUCCCUAACAGCCCUUAAAAAGCCUUAAGUGUUUGGUCCUUGGACUUUCCUUUGCAAAUGAGCAUGGUUUUACUGAAAACCCCAAACAAUAAGGAGAAAGAAGAUGGUAAGGAUACACAGAAACAGCAUUUUCUUUUCUGGUCUUUUUAAUUUUAUGAAGUUUUGUUGAAUAGACAGGCAAUUCCUUAGAGAUUCUUUAUUAUGGAAAGCAAGAAAAGGAGUAAUAUUUUGUAAUUAUAUAUUUUAGCAACGUGUAGUUACAGAGCUGUAACUUUUUUUUUUCCAAGUUUCAAAGCUUCAGUUUGCAGUUGUGACUAUUUAUAAUACUUGAUUUGCUUGUUAUUUAAAUUUUAUUUUCUCCUUUGUUUCUUGUACUAUUGCUGUGAAAUGGAAGAAGGUCCAUAAGCCUUUCUUUUGUGUCAUUCUGUACGACAGAUAAGAGGCAAGAGCGUGAGAGUUGUGCUACUCUUUUUGUAAUAUUGUAAUAAUAAAAUAAAGUUCUAAUUUAUGCUUUGAA